UGGAGUUAUCAGAUAUGAACUUGUCAUGGCUUAGCAACGGUGAAAGGGAGCGAAUAAACUGUGCCAAUGCAUGCUAUGUGAGUGUAGAGCGUGCCAUUGGAAUAAAACGAGGGGAUCCUGGGUUUGUAAUGCGCGAGUGUGUGAUAAGAAGGUGGGGGUUAGAGACCCCGUCGUGUUUUGACCCCCCAAACAACUCCCAACCACCAUCUCUCCCCUCACCGUCUCUGCCUCUCUCAAUGUUUAAAGCAACAUCGCCCAUGUCGCUGUGAAAAUUUCCAGCCUGUCGCGACAGCCCAUGGACAGCGAGAACGGCCAAAAAGGACGCUAUUUCUCCUCACCAAGCAUCUCGCCUGCGAGCCGGACCCAAAGACAUAACGUGCGGACCCACCAGCGCGCUCUCGAAACCGAAGCCAAUGCAGGAUACCACGAGCACCGCCUGAGAGUGACUAUAACCUACACGUCAAAUCUAGGUUUCGGAGGCAGAACGCCUGCGCUGGACAGCGGGUCUGGUCUCAUCCUUCCCAGAGUAGGAUUGGCUUCCGUGUCGCAUGGAUAAGAGGUAUGAAGACCUGGUGCACUACUCAGGGUCAGAGGGCAUGCCCGUGGGGGGGUAUGGAGAGGUCAUGAGGUCACUGCCCCCCCCUCACUAUGGCCACACUGUCCCAGAUUCCCUCAAACACCACAGGGACCAGAUCUAUGGACAUCCCCUGUUUCCACUUCUGGCCCUGGUGUUUGAGAAGUGCGAGCUGGCCACCUGCUCCCCGCGGGAUGUUACAGCCCUCUCAGUGCCACCCCACCUCCAAGGCCUGACCAAUCACAGUGAUGUAUGCUCCUCAGACUCCUUCAACGAUGACAUCGCAGCCUUCGCCAAACAGAUUCGCUCAGAGAAGCCCAUUUUUUCAACAAAUCCUGAACUGGACAACCUGAUGAUCCAGGCCAUUCAGGUACUACGUUUCCACCUGUUGGAGCUGGAAAAGGUUCAUGACCUGUGUGAUAACUUCUGCAAUCGUUACAUUACCUGCCUGAAGGGCAAGAUGCCCACAGACCUGAUUUUGGAUGACAGGGAGGGCGGGUCCAAGUCUGACGUGGAGGAUUUCACUGGCUCCUGCACCAGUCUGUCAGAGCAGAAUCAGUCGUGGUUGCGGGACCCAGAUGACUGUGCGUCCACUCCACUAGGGACCCCUGGCAUGUCAUGUGGCCUGCCUUCACACAGCACAGACAACUGCAGCGAUACGGGGGAUGGUUUGGAUGGGGGCGUGGCCUCCCCCAGUACGGGAGAGGAGGACGAGACGGACCGAGACAGAAGGAACAACAAGAAGAGGGGAAUUUUCCCCAAACUGGCAACCAACAUCAUGAGGGCAUGGCUCUUCCAGCAUUUAUCGCACCCAUACCCCUCGGAGGAGCAGAAGAAGCAGCUGGCACAGGACACAGGACUGACCAUCCUGCAGGUCAACAACUGGUUUAUCAAUGCAAGACGGAGAAUAGUACAGCCCAUGAUUGACCAGUCAAAUCGCUCAGGUCAAAGCGGUCCUUACAGCCCAGAGGGAGCAGCACUGGGGGGCUACGGACUGGACGGCCAAGCCCACCUGGCUCUCAGGGCAGCAGGUCUUCAGGGGAUGCCGUCUCUUCCAGCAGAGUACCCCGGGGCCCUGCUGUCCCAGUCUGGCUACCCCCACGCCGGCCCAACCCUGCACCCCUACCCCGGCCCCCACCCCGCCAUGCUGCUGCACCCGCCGCCCCACCCCCACCCCGCCGAUCCCCUUAUAGGCCAGGGCCUGGACAUACACGCCCACUAACUGAGAAGGAAGGGUGUGAAGUAGAGGGGAGAGAGGGGCCAUCCUGGGGGAGAUGGGGGCUCACACACCCACCACACGCUAACUACGACAGC
Molecule: messenger RNA, 1888 nt
Organism: Oncorhynchus nerka (sockeye salmon)
Lineage: Eukaryota; Metazoa; Chordata; Actinopteri; Salmoniformes; Salmonidae
Product: homeobox protein meis3-like
Biological process (GO): embryonic pattern specification; positive regulation of transcription by RNA polymerase II; positive regulation of cell population proliferation
Molecular function (GO): DNA-binding transcription activator activity, RNA polymerase II-specific; RNA polymerase II cis-regulatory region sequence-specific DNA binding
Source: RefSeq, a predicted model, not a curated record